Drosophila eugracilis is the source of this 8180-nucleotide messenger RNA. RefSeq names its product inactive dipeptidyl peptidase 10 (gene Dpp10). Gene Ontology annotation, molecular function: dipeptidyl-peptidase activity; serine-type peptidase activity. Gene Ontology annotation, biological process: proteolysis. The record is from RefSeq and is a predicted model, not a curated record. Lineage: Eukaryota; Metazoa; Arthropoda; Insecta; Diptera; Drosophilidae.
UCGAUAGCAAAGGAAAUCAGGCCAAACGCUGUGAAAAGAUACGAACCAGAAAAGAACAAGGCGAAAAAACUCAAAAAUUCUCCUAGGAAAACUAGAAUCUUGAACAAAGGAUAUUUCAAAUUUUCCACGAACUUUCCUCGGGUGAACACAAAUGAAGAGUGAAAAGUGACUUAGAGAAACCAAGUUUAGCAAGUGUUGUGGUAUUUUAAGGAAGAGGAACUCGAAAGUAUCCUGCGGUGGCGAAGUUUUGCAUUUGCCGUCGCUAAUUGUGAGACUCGAACUGCAGCUGACAGGCGGCAAUCAGAAGUGCAAAGGAAAUCGGAAAGGAAAAACUUUAACUCCUACCGCCGGUCGCGUCUCACACUUCAUCCAAAUCCGAAUACGAAUCAAAAUCCCGGGAAAUUGUUCGCCUGCCAGGCCUCAAGCUGGGCGAUUACCGCAAAAUGACACGUGUCAGGCGCAUUGUGCGCUUGGCCUAAAAGUAUGCUGCAUCAUUAGUGUCAGGGCGAGGACUCCCCACACCAACGACGGCAACAACUACGACUACACCAGCGAGACAAAGGAAAAACUGGGCUGGCUGCAGCUGGGAAAAUUGAAAAUGUAUGCUCAUUAGUAAGGACAGACGCGGCAAGGGGGAAAAGCAACAGCAAAAGCGCAUUGCAAGGACCGAAACGACAAGUUCCUAAGUCAAGCGGCAACACCAAAAACAACGGCCAUUCAUAAUUAGCAACAAAAACAACAGCUAAAAAAACGACAGCGACAACAGGGACAGCGACAGUGGCUGAGAAGCAGAUGGGCAGAAGGACAGCUGGCAAAAGUCAAGGACGAGCUUUAAAAUAAUUCGCGGAAGCAUGGCCAAUGGAAGCAACUCCAGUUAUCUCGAGCCCCACAAGAUGCCAGCAGGCUCAGCGAGCUGAUUUCGAGGAUUAGACAAAUUGGAAGAGCUCGCAAAUUAUCGCCGGGGAAAUUGAUAGAUUCGAUUAGCAAUCUAAAAAGCAUAAAUCCAGCCGAGAAACGCCGACGGCCGCGACAGAGACAACAGCCGGCGGCUUCUUUAAUUUGUCAACCAUCUACAUAACCACCCAUCUCGCCCACCAUCCCAUUGGACUUCCGCUAAAUCCAUCGCCCUAAGCCGACAAACAUCGAGUCAUGCCUGAGCAGGAUAAUUACGAUGAUGAGUUGGUCUCCAGCAAUCCCAACCAAAGGAAUUGGCGCGGGAUCCUCAUCGCGCUAUUGGUCAUCAUCAUCGUCCUGGCCCUGAUUGUAACUUCGGUGGUGCUGCUCACGCCCCCCGAUGAGGGACCGCGGGUCAAAGGGCAGCGCAUCAAGCUGCAGGACAUCGUCGAUGGCCUCUUCGUUCCGCAGCACUCCAACGGCAGCUGGAUCGAUGCCGAGGAGUUUCUGUACCAGGACCAUUUGGGUCGCAUCUGUCUGCUGAAUGCAGCCAAUCGCUCGGAACGUGUCCUCAUGUCCAAUGUGACAUUUAAAACCCUGGCACCCUUCACCUUCACCAUAUCGGCGGACAAGCGCUAUCUGCUCCUGGCCCAGAAUGUUGUAAAAUUGUUCCGGCACUCGUAUUUGGCGCAGUACACGCUCUAUGACAUCCAGACCAGUGAGAGCAUAAAGCUGCGCCACAGUCCGCAUCAGGAUGAAUGGCCCUAUCUGCACUACGCCCGAUUUACGCCUGCUGGGAACGCAUUGGUCUGGGUGCAGAGCUACGACAUCUAUUACAGGGAGGAGGUCCGCAGCCCGGCCGUUCAUCGGAUUACCCACGAUGCGGUGCCCGGAGUGGUGUACAACGGCAUCCCCGAUUGGCUGUACGAAGAGGAGAUCCUUCAUGCAAAUAAUGCGAUUUGGAUGUCGGACAAUGGCCAACUGAUGCUUUACGCCACCUUCAACGACACUCACGUCCAGGAGCAGCACUUCGCCUGGUAUGGGACGACGGGUCCGACUGGCGGAGCAGCGGCAGCUGCAGCGGCCGCUGCGGGAGGAGGAUCUGGAUCUGGAGGCGGAGGAGCGGGCGCCUCGUCGAGCGGCAAUAAUCCGCAUGCCAACCUGUACCCGGAAAUCAGGUCCUUACGCUACCCCAAGCCCGGAACUCAGAAUCCCACAGUUACCCUACGAGUAGCUGACCUGAAGGAUCCGCAGAACGUUCGCAUCACAGACCUGCAUCCUCCACAGAUUUUGGCUCAUGAAGAUCACUACUUCAGCAGCGCCAGUUGGGUGAGCCACUCCAAGAUCGCCGUGGUUUGGCUCAAUCGACCUCAAAACAUAUCGGUGGUCAGUGUGUGUAAGGCACCGUCGUUCGAGUGCAUUGAGACCCACCGGGUGAGCGGAGAUGGACGUGGCUGGGUGGACACUGUCGCAGUGCCGCUGUUUGCCGUCAAUGCCAGCAUCUAUGUGGCCAUCUCCCCACUGCGAGAUGGCCUGUUUGGCUAUUUCCGGCACAUCGUGCACGUGGACAUCGACAAGAACCGUGUGCUGCCCCUCACCCACGGGCCCUACGAAGUGAACCGAUUGCUGCACUGGGAUCAGCUGGAUAAUUGGAUCUACUUCCUAGGAACUCCCGAGCGCCUGCCCUCGCAACAGCAUCUAUAUCGCGUAUCCGCCCUGCCAGCCCGCCAAGGUCAGGCCCUUCGCUCGCCCGACUGUCUAACGUGUCCGGCUGUAGCACAGUGGGCCGAAGGCUACGACGAAGGUCAUACCAAGUCGCCGCCAAAGCUGGUGACCGCUUGGGACGAUGAUUGGGAGGAUUCCGAGGAGGCGGAGGUGCAAUCGCCACAGCCAGCGAUGCCGGUGGAGCAACAGCCUCCGGGUAGGGGUCAGAGUGCGCCCCUGCCACCGCCACCCAGUGAUUGCCUGUACCACGAAGCGCAGUUCCCAAUAUCGCGCCGGGCUAAAUACGUUUUAAUAGAUUGCCUGGGACCUGUAGUACCCACCGCCAUUAUAUACGGCUUAAAAACCACCGUUCCAGAAAUCCCUAAGGUGAAGCGACAAAGCACCCAACAGGAGGAACCUCCCACGGAAGGUGGGGAGGAGAAAUUGGUGGAGGAACCGAAGUCACAGUUCCUGGAACUCCUCGUCACCGUGCAGAAUAACACCCGGCUGAAGGAGAAGAUGGCCAAGACAGCCAUGCCGCAGAUCAAGACGUUCCCUGUUAUGAUCUCCGGUGGAUAUCAUGCCCAGGUACGGCUCUACCUUCCGCCCGUUUUACGCGAGGACGAGAUCACUCGGUAUCCCACCAUACUGCAUGUCUACUCCGGUCCGGGCAGUCAACUGGUCACAGAUCGCUGGCACGUCGAUUGGAACACCUAUUUAGCUGGCAGCAAGGACUACAUUGUCGUGGAGAUCGACGGACGAGGAUCUUCAGGACAAGGAUACCAACUCCUCCACGAGGUCUACAAGCGUCUUGGCAGCGUGGAGGUCUCCGACCAGCUAGAGGUCAGCGAGUACCUACGAGACAACCUGCACUUCAUUGAUUCACGCCGAAUGGGAGUCUGGGGCUGGAGCUACGGUGGAUAUACGGCUGCUUUGGCUCUGGCCGGUCAGCAGUCGAUUUUCCAGUGUGGAAUCAGUGUCUCGCCCGUCACCAAUUGGAAGUUAUAUGACUCCACAUAUGCCGAACGCUAUCUGAGUUUCCCCAAUGUGACGGAUAACUACAAGGGAUACGAGGAGAGUGACCUGUCCAAGUACGUGGACAAUCUGCGGGAUCGCCAGUUCUUGCUGGUCCAUGGAACAGCCGACGAUAAUGUCCAUGUGCAGCAAUCAAUGGUUUUGGCCAGAUCACUGACCAGCAAAGGAGUGCUGUACAAGCAGCAGAUAUAUCCGGAUGAGGGGCAUAGCCUUUCGGGUGUUAAACGGCAUCUGUACCGCUCGAUGACCGCCUUCUUUGAGGAUUGUUUCAAGAAACUGGUGCCGCCGGAGACGAAAGCUGGCCUGGGCAGUGGCGGCGACAUGCAGCAGCAAUAAACUUGGAUUGUGGAAUCAACCAAAGAAAAUAUUCAAUUUAAAUAACAAAAGUAUGGAAACACAGCAAACUUCACACUUCAGCCGGAACGUGCGAACGAAAUGUUUUUUGUAAAUUGUAAAUUGCAUGAAAUGUGAUUUAUCAUUAACUCACCCACAGAGCCCAGACUCUCUUACACACACACACACACACACACAAAAGAGCUGUUAAAUGGCAGCUCAAAUAGCCGAGCAGCAGCAACAACAACAACAACUAAGUUAAAUGGCAUUUUGUGUAAAAUUAAUAAGCAAAGCAGCAGCAGAAGCAGUAAAUGCGAAAUGCGAAAUGUGGAAUGCCAAGUAAGUGUGCACAAAAAAAGGAAAAACAAACAAAUGUGUAUGUAUGUCUGCAGACAAAGCGAACAAAAUCAACAUGGUUGUGAAAACAUAACUCACACAAGUACUCUCUUACACACACACACACACAGCCUACAGAGAAAGCACGCUCAAAGGUAGGCAAUAAACAUUUACACAUGCGGCUUUUCUCCGGUGACAGGUGUGACAUUUCAAUGCCCUCGCAAAAGGUGUUUUCACUUCGGCAAACCUUUUUCCAUCUUUCUUUUCGAAACCCAUAAUUAGUCCGAAUUUUUGCAUUUUCAUAUUUAUUUUUAAAAACAAGCUGGGACUAACUGAAGUUUAUCUUUCAUUUUGUUAGAACAGAGACCACUUUUCCGAAGAAUCUAAAAUCAAAGUCACUAAUGUUUAAAUUGAUUUUCGUUUAAAAGAAAGAAAGAGUCUCAAAUAUGAGAUUUUGAACUUUACAUGAGUAUUAGGGCCGUCGGCUUGACAAGGCUGCACUUCCCGUUUGGUUUUACUUUUUUCCCUUUAUUGUAAUUUAUGCAUUUUUCGCAUAAAUUUCCAACUAAGAGCAAACAGAAAUAAAAUCGAAAAAUAAAUUUAUUGAAAAUGCUGCACGGGAACCAGCUGAGGUUCAUGCCGUUCUGCUUGCACGGAAAUGACCAGCAUAAAUCAAAUCUGACAACAUUCUAAAUGACAUUUUCUGAUAGUCGAACGGUUUUAUCAUUUGCCAAGGGAAAGUUUCCCAAAAUGUGUAAUGGCUCACAGGGGGGCACAUAGCGGGGAAGUGGCCAUAAAUUGCGACUGAAUUUAUGGACUUAGCUCAUAAUUGAGUCUGGAUUUGCAAACUGUUGACAGAGCGGAUGAUUGAAGUGAGAAUUUGCGUACUGAACUCAUCCCAGACUAAGUGCGAGUCCAAUUUGAAUACAAUUCAGUCUCUGUUUUGGAUAGAUUAAAUUACGUUUUUAAUUUGAUUUUCGUAACUCGUAAAUUUGAUCAUAAAAUUUACUGCCCAAAAAAAAAAAAACAAACAAAAAACCAAAUAAAACUGAACAAUGUCCGAGAGAUGGGCCAGUGUCAGUUGGAGAGAAAAUAAUUCGUUUGCAGUAAAGUUUAAUUAAAUCAAACAAAAUAAAAAGCCUGCAAUAAAUAAAGCAUAAAUAUUUGAAAUGAAAUGGAUGAGACGAACGAGAGAAUGCAUAAAAAUGCUUUCGAAUAAAUGCAGACAUAAUUGAAUUCACAGAAAGCAAACAGAAAAUUACAAAAUGGCCAAAGUAAACUUAUUGCACAAAAAAUGGAGCAUUCGAUGUGAAAAUGAACAAAAAUUAUGAAUCAAACAAACCAAUUAAAUAGUAUAAAUGCAUGUAAGUAGCGCAAUAUUAAUAGAUAAAUUUACGACUUUUUGUUCCAUUCUAUUGCCACAACUUUCCAAAGCAGAAAAACCAAAGUUAGUGACGGUACUGUAGCGUUAGUCAGAAUCCAGCAAAUCAGCAAAAGUAGUUAAUUAAGCGAAGGUGAAUUAAAACGAUAAACUAAAAUGAGAAAAGGUCAAAAAUAGCUGCGAUACACAUUAAACUAAAGUGGGACAAAAGCAAUGCUCAAAAUGUAUGAAAAGCAAAAAGCGGAGCAGAAGAAAGCCAAAGGACACAGCAUCGCACAUCCUGCAAAAGUCUCAAUUAACCUCGAUCCUUCAGUUUUUCACUUCCACUCCCAGAGUGUAGGCCAGUAUGCAGGAAAGGAUUAUCUUUAAUUAGACAUUUGGCACAGUUUUUUGAGUGCGGCAGUUAAUUAGCAACCGCCGCAAGUUCAGGCUCAGUUGUGGCUCUUAAUUCUGAUGGCUGAGCAGGAUGUUAACCCAAAGGGUGUGCAUUGGUAUAGCAAUGUUAGCCAAAUGAAUGCGAAUUUUGGUUUAUACUUAUAUGAUAAUAAGUGAAAAGAACGUAUAUCUUUUAAAUUAAACAACAUGGAACUUAAACUUAAAAAAAAAACUUGUUUGGCCUUCAUAAGUUCCAACAAACUCCUUAGAAGUCGCUUACUAUGACAGCUAAUUGGCCCACUAGCGUAUUACUACACUUUCCCAUAAAAUCUUUUCAAGUUUCCAGGACACAUCACUACUAUAUUUUUCGCUAAAUUCCUAUAAAUAUAAAUGUGUGUAUCCGUUUACGUUCUGUGCAGCCCGUAGCAAUAGCAAUCCCAGCGGUAUGGAGUUUACCCACCAACUUUCAGGGCAAUUUUAAUAAUAAAGCCGCGUUGGCCGCAAAGUAUGCUACACGAAAUAUAAACUCGUCCUUACAGCGAAACCCCUUUCCAUUUCCAUUCCCCUUCUCGACCCCUCAACUCACAGCCCACCUGCCCCCUCAGGUAGGCAGUGAUGUGUGCUGGUGUUGGAAAAUUGCAAGCCAACAUAAAUUUAUGUCUGCCUGACACUUUUAUGUGCCUCGCUGGCGGUUUCAGCUUUUUACGUCGCGUUUUUAGACGCUAGCAGAACGCAUGCCAAUGUUUGGCUAAGCCGCAGGUUUUCCUGUCCACAAUUAACUCACACAGGUGCCGGCACACACCUGUCCAAUGGGCGUGUUUUUAGGGGGCGUGUGUCUGUGUGAAGGCGCUUAUUUUUAGCCUGAAAGGUCGUCUGUAAGAGAGGCUGUAAAAGGCCAGCUGCUGCCGCUCCUCCUCGUCCCAAUACCGGGUCCUCGUCCUGUUGACAAACAGACACGAAAUAAAGGAUAAAGGUGUUUGCUUUAAAUGGGCCUAGCCCUCCGCUCACUCGACCCAACGAAACCUAAACGAGAUGAAGCCGUAAGUGCGAUGCUGUGUCAGAGCUAUGGAAAUUGAAAACGGCUCGAAGACAAAGGGAAUGCCGAAAAACAAAAACAUUUAAAUGCUUUCUAUGUAGUGUACUAAGGACCAAUUACCAAUGAGGCGUGCGGGAAUAAUUAAAUAUAUACAAAAUAUGAAAAUGUAGCAACUCGCAGUAGAGGAUUAACAAAAUUUGCAAUAUAUACAUAAACACACGUACGACAUAAUGAAUAUUGACUCAAAUACCAUUUAGUAAUUAUACAAGCAUAUAUAUAAAUAUAUAUAUACCUAAUGAUAUAUACAACAAAUCAAAUAAAUAUGUCUACACAUACGGAUAUGGUAGUUUAGUUCGAUUAGAGGAUCAAGCGUUUGCAUUAUUCGAGUUACAACCUAUAAAAACCCCUAAGAACCCCUAGAACCCCUUAAAAAAACACUCGUAUUGUUAAAAUACUGUUAGCUCAAAUAAAAAAGCUCGACUCGUGAGUCAGCUGCUCUGUAAAAAAGGGAAACUGUAAUAUACGCCUAUACAUAUAACUAAAUAACUAUACUUUGAUAUAUGAUAAAUAUAUUUUAUAAACAACUUUUACUCUUAAACAAUAAACAAUUUUAAUACUCUAUCUUCAGCCUUACCGUAAACUAAACGAAAGAUCUAAGAAAGAAUAUAGUAACUCCUUAAGAAGAGCUCAGAAAGCUGAUGUGCAGAGAUGCAAAUCUAUCCUAACCUAAGCCUAAAACCAACGAAAUCGAAUAAAAGUUGUUAGUUCUGUUGUUUGAUGUAAAUAAGCUUUAAAGUGGUUAGCUCAACUCAAAUACUUUGUUUACUCCUUUCGUUAGAGAGCGUUUGAGCAAUAUGUACUUAAGCCGAUAGCGAAAACAAAACCUUUGUGAUCCAACAUGUUUCUUCUCUUCCAUGAAGCAAAACCAAACUAACCAAUAUAAUAUUAUGAAUUUAAUAUUAAUAUGUAAUUACAUUGACUUAAUUAGCUGAGACGUUCAAAUAAUUUCGCCUGGCAUUUAGUAAUGGAAAUCGUGAAAAACGAAAGUAACUAAAAUAAACGAAAGCAUGAGCCAAAAAAAGGAAA